CAGCGAGAGGAGCUUCCCGGCCCUGCAGAAGGGGCGAGUCCUGUGCGAGCCCCCGGGAAGCGCCGCGCGCUCGAGACGGACGCUCGGACUCCCCCGGCUCGCCGAGAGCUCGGCUCCGGGCUCCCCUCCUUUCCACCUCGCGAGGGAGGGGGCGAGGGAAGGAGGGGAGGGGAAGGUCCCGCGGAGGAGGCAGAAUGGCCAGUCGAAAGGGGCUUGGCCGCUGCUUUUCCCCGGAGCUGCCUCCACUCCUGCGGCUGCCGGGAGGGCUGGCCUGAGCAGGGGCUCCAGACUGUCCCGCUGGGAGCCAGCGCGGCGCCCCCGGGCCGGGGCAGCGGCGCCGGCAUGACGUCCGGCAACAUGAAGUUCAAUGGUUACUUGAGGGUCCGCAUCGGCGAGGCGGUGGGGCUGCAGCCCACCCGCUGGUCCCUGCGCCACUCGCUUUUCAAGAAGGGCUACCAGCUGCUGGACCCCUACCUGACGGUGAGCGUGGACCAGGUGCGCGUGGGCCAGACGAGCACCAAACAGAAGACCAACAAACCCACGUACAAUGAGGAGUUCUGCGCCAACGUCACGGACGGCGGCCACCUCGAACUGGCCGUCUUCCACGAGACGCCCCUGGGCUACGACCACUUCGUGGCCAACUGCACUCUGCAGUUCCAAGAGCUGCUGCGCACGGCCGGCGCUUCGGACACCUUCGAGGGCUGGGUGGAUCUGGAGCCAGAAGGGAAAGUAUUUGUGGUAAUAACCUUAACAGGGAGCUUCACUGAAGCAACUCUCCAGAGAGAUCGAAUCUUCAAACAUUUUACCAGGAAGCGCCAAAGGGCUAUGCGAAGGCGUGUCCACCAAAUCAAUGGACACAAGUUUAUGGCAACAUACCUGAGGCAGCCCACCUACUGCUCUCACUGCAGGGAGUUCAUCUGGGGAGUAUUUGGGAAACAGGGUUAUCAAUGUCAAGUGUGCACCUGUGUCGUCCAUAAGCGCUGCCACCAUCUAAUUGUUACGGCCUGCACUUGCCAAAAUAACAAUAACAAAGUGGAUUCAAAGGUUGCUGAACAGAGGUUCGGAAUCAACAUCCCACACAAAUUCAACGUCCACAACUACAAAGUGCCAACGUUCUGCGAUCACUGUGGCUCCCUGCUCUGGGGGAUAAUGCGACAAGGACUUCAGUGUAAAAUAUGUAAGAUGAAUGUCCACAUCCGAUGCCAGGCAAACGUGGCCCCUAACUGUGGGGUGAAUGCGGUGGAGCUAGCCAAGACCCUGGCCGGCAUGGGCCUCCAGCCCGGAAAUAUUUCUCCAACCUCGAAGCUCAUUUCCAGGUCGACUCUAAGACGACAGGGAAGGGAGAGCACCAAAGAAGGAAAUGGGAUCGGGGUAAAUUCUUCCAGCCGACUUGGUAUUGACAACUUUGAGUUCAUCCGAGUGUUGGGGAAGGGGAGUUUCGGGAAGGUGAUGCUGGCAAGAAUAAAAGAAACAGGAGACCUCUAUGCCGUGAAGGUGCUGAAGAAGGAUGUGAUCUUACAGGAUGACGAUGUGGAAUGCACAAUGACAGAGAAGAGGAUCCUGUCCUUGGCUCGCAAUCACCCCUUCCUCACUCAGUUAUUCUGCUGCUUUCAAACACCUGAUCGUCUAUUCUUUGUGAUGGAGUUUGUGAAUGGGGGCGACUUGAUGUUUCACAUUCAGAAGUCUCGUCGUUUUGAUGAAGCACGAGCUCGUUUCUAUGCUGCAGAAAUCAUUUCGGCGCUCAUGUUCCUACACGAGAAAGGAAUCAUCUAUAGAGACCUCAAACUGGACAAUGUCCUGUUGGACCACGAGGGUCACUGCAAACUGGCAGACUUCGGGAUGUGCAAGGAGGGGAUUUGUAAUGGAGUCACCACCGCAACUUUCUGUGGCACGCCCGACUAUAUUGCUCCAGAGAUACUCCAGGAGAUGCUCUACGGGCCCGCGGUAGAUUGGUGGGCGAUGGGCGUGCUGCUCUACGAGAUGCUGUGUGGUCACGCUCCCUUUGAGGCCGAGAACGAAGAUGACCUCUUUGAAGCCAUACUGAAUGAUGAAGUGGUGUACCCUACCUGGCUCCACGAAGAUGCCGCAGGGAUCCUGAAGUCCUUCAUGACGAAGAACCCCACCAUGCGCCUGGGCAGCCUGACUCAGGGUGGUGAGCACGCCAUCUUGAGACAUCCUUUCUUUAAGGAAAUCGACUGGGCCCAGCUGAACCAUCGCCAAGUAGAACCACCUUUCAGACCCAGAAUUAAAUCCCGAGAAGAUGUCAGUAAUUUUGACCCUGACUUCAUUAAGGAAGAGCCAGUAUUAACCCCAAUUGACGAGGGACAUCUUCCUAUGAUUAACCAGGAUGAAUUUAGAAACUUUUCCUUUAUGUCUCCAGAAUUGCAACCUUAGCCUUAUGGGGAAUGAAUCCCAAGGGGAUACAGAUUUCCCAGGAAUUUCCUUCAUGGGGCAUUCCCUUGUGUCAGCCUUAGAACAAGAACCUUACCUUCAGAGAGCAGGUGGAAGACUCUGAAGGACAGAGCUUCAACUCUUUCACAUCCUGAGGAAGCCAUGGUACUGGAAUGAGAUUUCAUGAAGAAAGAUACUGCUCAACCUUUGAGUUUCCAAGGCUAUUUUGGGCUUGGGAUAUUAAAAGGAACCAACAGAAGAGAAGGCAUGGAGAAGCAACUGGAUCCUAGAAAUUGAGCCACAGCAGCUUUUUACUGCAAAAGACCAAUCAAGACUUCCUGUGGCCCACUCUGUGCUCUCCAUUAAGCCCAGGAGCCCCUAAUACUAGCAGUGUGCCAGCAAGUCUGUAAAUGCUAAUCAAAAAUUUGAAGAUAAGGAAAUGCAUGGCUUUCCAAAGAGAAUAUUAUUCUCUGAGGAAACAGAAGAGCAUCCAACUUAAAGCCCUAUCUUGAAAACGUAUGUUGAAAACACCAAGAUAACCAUUCCAGCUUCUGGUCUUAUAUUUACUUUAAUGGAUAUUUAUUGAGUGCCCAGUGAGACAGUGCCCAGGACACUUGCUACAGUAAACCUACUUGUGUUCCCUGAACUUUCUUUCUUCAGUCCACUUCUUUACCUGAAUGUUGUUUGCAUUCUGUGAAAUGCCACCUCCACAUUGCAUAGAUCAUGCUUCUUUGUCUGCACAUAACUUUUUCCACGUAAGAGGGCUCACUGCCACCACAGCAACUAUCUACAUCCCCCACCACCAGCAGGUGAGGCAGACGUCCUUGCUGUCUGCUGACUUGUGAAAUCUUACUGGGGACAAUGUGUUGAUACGGCUCUGAACUCAGUGAAGAAUCGUACACCACUCAUGUCAACGACCAGACUUAGGACUCCUACCUUAGCAGGUUAUUUAAGUUAUAUUUUAAGAGACAAAAGUAUUUGGUAUGCAUUUUAUUAAUUAGAAAUGGCUCUUAUAAAAAGGACGUUUAUCAAAAAAAAAAAAAAGGACCUUAUGUACUCUGUAUAUGCAGUUGGAGAAUUUUGUCUGUCUGGAAAUAAAUGCAUUUUGUAGCAAAAGGAAA
Molecule: messenger RNA, 3512 nt
Organism: Hyaena hyaena (striped hyena)
Lineage: Eukaryota; Metazoa; Chordata; Mammalia; Carnivora; Hyaenidae
Gene: PRKCH
Product: protein kinase C eta
Exons: 14
Coding region: 343-2394 (683 amino acids)
Biological process (GO): protein phosphorylation
Molecular function (GO): diacylglycerol-dependent serine/threonine kinase activity; ATP binding
Source: RefSeq, a predicted model, not a curated record